GAAACAAUAAUUUGAUGUAAUAUCAAACAAUUACUUUAUUAUACCAAGUACGAAAUGAAAAAGUUUUUGACUAGUUUUGUAAGUGAUAUUUCUUAAUUAUGAAGUGAUUGAAUAAGUAUAUAAAAUAAGAUAAUAAUAGUCCUUGGCAAUCUGUUGUUUUAUUGGUGGCAAGUGCUUCAUAACGUUUGAUUGAUUAUAGUAAAGAAGGACACUAGCGGUUAGCAAACGCUUUGGAACUGUCACUGAAACGUUACAUUGUCACACCCAAUCGAUCAAUAUGUUGCCAAAACGUAGCAGAAACUGUUAUGAACCCGAAACACAAACUGAUUCUUGGUUUUAGAAUGACAACGUUAGUGCAACUUUCUGUGUCAACUGGGAGAUUUAUAUUUUACAAAAAUGAGCAAAUAGAUUAUGUUAUAAAUGGAUGAUCAACGUUCAAAUGAAUCUGCACCUCGGUCAAAAGAAGUUUCUCCUGGGAAUAGUAGUUAUAAAUCGGAAAAUAGUAUUGUUGAAGUAGAUAAUUCCGGUUCCGUAUUAAUGAAAAUUGCUACUUUAUAUGCAGAUCGUUUACUUAAUGAUAUAUCAUUGGUCGUUAAUAAUGUAGAGUACCCAGCUCAUAGAUUGAUUCUAUGUGCCUCUAGUGAUGUUUUUGAAACUAUGCUUCUUAACCCUCAGUGGAGCGAAUCACAAGCAAGUAAAGUCAAAUUACAAGAAACCCCACAGUGUUCUGAAAUAUUUGGAGAAUUUUUGCGAUAUUUUUACACUGGACAAAUUCGUAUAAGUCAUAAUGUAGUCCUAUCAGUCCUUCUGCUAGCUGAUAAAUACAACGUCAAAGAUUUGAUUGAUCUGUGUUUAAAUUUUAUGAGACAGCAUAUUGCUUUAUCCGCUGUAAACGGCAUGUUGGUAAGUUGGCUACAGUAUACUUCAAAUUGUGGACAUUAUGAAGUGGCAAAAAUUUGUAAUAACUUUGUGAAAUGGAAUUUUGAGCUUAUAUCAAAUACAGCAGAUUUUGAAUAUUUUGAAUUAGAUUCAUUGAUCCCACUAUUGCAUCAAAGUAAUAUAGUUAUUAAAGACGAGAUGACUCUGUAUAAAUGUCUUGAAAAAUGGAUCAACUUACAAAUACUCCGAGUGCAAGAAUCUUCAUCAUCAACAAUAUAUGACUCUACAAUUAAUCAAAUUGUUGAAAUGAUCAUUUUAUCUGUUCGGUUUCCUAUGAUGUCACCUAGGCAAUUAGCGGAUCUUUUACUUUCCCCAUUAACACAGAAGUAUAAAGAGUUUUUCAUUGACAGAAUGUCAAUUGCAAUGUCAUUUCACUCUGGGCAAGACAAUCGAGUACAAGAACUUCUCAAAGUAGAUGAUAAAAAUUUGGAAUUAUUUGAGCCACGACUUUAUACGAUUGAUACGUGCAGUUCAUUAUUGACAGUUGAAAAUUUUCAUAACAUGCUGUCCUAUCAGACAAGAACUUUAGUUUUUUCUAGUUAUUCAUAUCUUGCAGAAUGUGUCGGAGAAAAACCUUGUGAAUGGGUUGUAGAUUUAUAUCCAAAAGGAGUAUGGUUUAAAAAAUUUUUUUUAAUUAUUUGGCAAGGAACAGUAGAAAUGCCAGAACAUGUUAUUAGAACAGUUCGAUUAUCAUUGACUUGUAAAGAACCACCAGAAGAUAAAAAUGUUGAUUUACGGGUAAAAAUUGGAAUACUUAUAUAUGGAACCCAAGAUGGCGUUGAACACAUUGCCUGCGUAAAAGAAGUAAUUCAUCGUUUCAAUCAAAAUGAAAGAGUUCUCAAUUUAGAUGAUAUUUUACCUUUUGGAGAAUUAAAUCCUUCUCAAGAUUCGAAAGAUAAAGAUAAAACUUUUUCUAAAUUUUUAGUUGGAAUAAAUAAGGAUGUAUUCAAAUUACAUAUAGUAGUCACACCGCUUAAUCCAUAUAAAUGAAUGAAUAUUUUAUAAGUUGAAUGUUGAUAUCUAAAACCAUUAAUCAAGUGUAUCAAGGAAAUGAUACUUCCUGUAAACAAUUUUUUUUUAGAUUAACAGCAUACAUGUGUUAGUUCUAUCAUUCAUGUUAUUGUUUUUAAAU
Messenger RNA from Trichogramma pretiosum, 2071 nucleotides. It is a transcript of the gene Tango10, whose product is annotated as BTB/POZ domain-containing protein 17. The transcript is spliced from 4 exons. The coding region runs from base 421 to 1929 and encodes 502 amino acids. Lineage: Eukaryota; Metazoa; Arthropoda; Insecta; Hymenoptera; Trichogrammatidae. The record is from RefSeq and is a predicted model, not a curated record. Gene Ontology annotation, molecular function: protein binding.